This is a messenger RNA of Leptomonas pyrrhocoris, 1938 nucleotides long. RefSeq lists its product as hypothetical. Gene Ontology annotation, molecular function: misfolded protein binding; protein-folding chaperone binding. Bases 202 to 1938 code for a protein of 578 amino acids. The transcript has a single exon. The record is from RefSeq and is a predicted model, not a curated record. Gene Ontology annotation, biological process: protein folding in endoplasmic reticulum. Gene Ontology annotation, cellular component: endoplasmic reticulum. NCBI's taxonomy places the organism in Eukaryota, Euglenozoa, Kinetoplastea, Trypanosomatida, Trypanosomatidae.
AGCACAGGACCCCUACGUUAUCAUCACCUCGUGUGCGCGCCGAGCAGCGGGACUUGGAGCUGGCCGGUCCCGUGUUCUACGUGCUCUUCUCUCCUUCGAGUAUAACACCAAAGAAGUCUCGAGUUCUUCUUCCUUUUCUUUUCACGUGUGUGUGCGUCGGCUCUUUCGAUUUGCGCUGUCGUGUGUGCUUCUUGCGCCAUCAUGACGCCUAGCAACAGCGACCGGCCACAGCGCUCUUCGAGUCGCUGUCGUGCACUGCGAUGUCGGGUGCUCGUCGUCGCUUUCCUAAUUCUCGCUUCACUCGCUGCAGCAGUCUCGCAGACCACAACGGAGGACGAUGAUGCCGUACGUGUUUUGCUGGCUGCAGGCGACAAGGCACUCGGCCAAGGCCGUGCCCUGUACCAAGAUGCGCUAGCAAAAUACACGGAGGCGCUGACGCGCAGCCCCACCAACGAGCGUGCCCUCUACAGCCGUGCCGAGCUGUAUGUGAUGCUGCGCGAUCGCACGUCUGCGCUGGAAGACCUCAACACGCUGCUCUCCCGCCACCCAGAUCAUCCGCAGGGGUUGGCGCUUCGUAUGUCCAUUCACACACAACUGGGCAACCUGGCCGCUGCCCACCGCGACGGACAGCACUUGGUGACGGUGUACAACGCGCUCGACAAGGCAGCGAAGGCACGCACCGUCGCAGCGCAGGUACACCACCUCGAACACUACACAAAGCGGUGGGCCGCGCUGGCCGACCUGUGGGAGCUGCCGGUGGAAAACUACCCUGCCGCGGCUGGCGAUCCCGCGCAGACGCAGCGGUACGAGGAGUGCAUCGCGCUGCUCGAGAGUGUCGUGAAGGAAUUUGCGCGGGACAGCGUGGAGCUGCGCCUGCGACGGGCGGCGUGUGCAUUGGCGAUCGGCAACAAUCUCAUCGCCUCGCAGGAGCUGAAGUACGUAACGCAGCGCACUAGCAACAACCUGGACGCCAUCGCCUUGAACGCGCAGGCACUGCGGGGGCUGGGGGCACUGGAUCAGGCCAAGGCCGAGGUGCGCCGCUGCCUCGCGUUGGACCCCGAGUACGCCUCGUGCGCGAGCCUGCACAAGCUCAUUCGGCUGCAGCAGCGAUUGACGAAGGAAAUCGCCAGCAAAAUGAAGGACAAGUCUUACGAAACGGUACACGCGCUGAUCGCAGAGGCGCGCGAGGGCGAGGCAAACAGCGCGUACGAAGAGCAGUUGGCGACGUGGCACUGCGAAGCCUUGGUGGGUUUGCGCGACACAGAAAACGGCCUGCGCGUGUGCCAAGGUGUCGUUGACCGCUACAAGGGCGCGAACAGUCCGGUGGUGUUUGACGCUCACAUAUGGUUGGCGGAGUUGCACCUGCUCGACGAUAACAUCGCCGCGGCGGAGGCGGAGCUGCAGAAGGCGCGCGACAUACGCCAAGGCGACGGCAAGGUGCAGGAGCUGCACGCAAAGAUUGAGAACAUCAAGCGCAACGGGGCACGGAAGGACUACUAUAAGCUGCUGGGUGUGAAAAAGACGGCCUCGUCGCAAGAGAUCCGUCGUGCCUACCGCGCUAUCGCCAAGAAGAAUCAUCCGGAUCAGCUGCACUCGCAGAACUUGACCGAGGCGGAGCGCGAGAAGCGGGAGAAGGCGUUUCGCGACAUUAACGAAGCAAAGGAGGUGCUGUUAGAUGACGAGAAGCGUGCCAUGUACGACAACGGACAGGACCCGAACCAGCAGCCGGGACAGGGCGGUGGUGGCAGACCGAACUUUGGCUCGCAGUUCCCUGGCGGCUUCCCUGGCGGCUUCCCUGGCGGCUUCCCUGGCGGCUUCCCUGGCGGCUUCCCCGGGGGCUUCCCUGGCGGCUUCCCCGGGGGCUUCCCUGGUGGCUUUCGUCAGCAAGGUGGUGGUGGUGGUGGUGGUCAGCAGUUUUUCUUCUUCCGCGGCGGCUGA